Colletotrichum truncatum is the source of this 2457-nucleotide messenger RNA. Lineage: Eukaryota; Fungi; Ascomycota; Sordariomycetes; Glomerellales; Glomerellaceae. The record is from RefSeq and is a predicted model, not a curated record.
AUGUCUGAGCACACAGUUAGACUAAAGUUUGUUCGACUGUGCGGAAUAACACCGACUCAGCAAAGUUUGGUUGCGGGGUUUCCCCGCAUCUGUCUUUCCCUCAACCUUUUUCAACCUCACUCCUUUGUCCCACAUCGGACAUUUCCCGAAUCACUUCAUCCUCCAGAUUCUUACCAAAGCACGUCGCCUCCGAAUCUGUGGAAUCGGUUCGUGGGUCUUAUCUUUGAGUCCGGAAAAUGCCCGAUCAAAGUAUUACCCGGCAAUCGAGCCGCCAGCCGCGGAGAACAGCCCGGCUACGAUUGGCCUGCGCUCGCUGCCAGCGACGGAAGAUCCGUUGUGAUGGCCAGCUGCCGACAUGUAACAACUGCAAGAAAGCCUCUGUGGCAUGUACUGAUGGCGAGAGUGUUCGUCUCCGAGACCUACCGAGAGCACCGUAUCAAAUGGCUUGAAAGCAUUGUGCGGGAACGAUGUCCGGAUGUUGAUUUAAGCCAAGGGCCAUCUAGUGAUGUCGACAUGGACUUGGAUGGUGACGAGACCUUCGCUGCUGAGUCAACCGUCGAUGAGGGUCUUACCCAAAGGGAGGACCAUUCAGGUCAGGCAGAUGAUAACGAAACGAGAGUUCAGCACUCCGUCUCGUCUGAGCCUGCGCCUGUUCCUCCACAUGCCCGCCCAGAAGCACGUCUGAUUGACCCAUCCGCCAGCAACGCCCUUUCACAUGAAAUCGGAAUGGUGUCUCUGGGGAGUGACCAGGACCCUAAGUAUAUAGGGCCUUCCAGUGGAUACUUCUUGGCCCGAUUAAUGCUUAAUUCGACUCGCCAAGAAGAUCAGACGGCUUGGCCGUCUAAAACCCCAGGAUCAAAUAGCCCAUUCCCGACUGCCCUUGUCGAAGCUAUGCAAGGUGCCCUUCCAUUACCUGGCAAAGAGCAGGCAAAACAACUGGCAGAAAUGUACUUCGACGUUAUCAACGUACAGUAUCCGAUACUUCAUCAACCAACGUUCAUGAUGCUCCUAGACCAAGUCUAUGAGAAUGGUACCGAGGCAGAUCAAGGCCCCACUGGCGUAUUCCAAGUCUUUAUGGUGCUCGCACUUGGGGCUACCGUCCUGUCCCGCCGGACCAGGGCACGUCUGUCCGGGGAAUCAUACUGCCUAUCGGCACUGCAAUACUUCGACCGCAUCAACGUUGAAAACUCUAUUCGUGGCUUACAAUGUCUCCUAUUACUAACUAUAUUCACAAUGCAUAGUGCAUCCAUGCGCUUGAACGUGUGGUAUCUUAACUAUCAAUGCAUUGCUGCCGUGCUAGAUCUAGGACUUCAACGCGAUAUCAACACUAAUGCUGGCAUCUCUCUGCUGGAACAAGAAAUGAGGACAAGAAUUUUCUGGGUAGUACUUACUCUGGAUCGAAUGAUCGCAACAAUGAUGGGUCGACCGAUUGGCCUACGUGACGAAGCCUGCGACCUCCGACUUCCACAAAAUAUUGAUGAUAUAUCGCUUCAGGGAUUUGGCCAACCUCUUAAUUCAGUACAGUCAGGCCGUAUGGCCUUUUCAAUUCAUCUCUUCCGUCUAGCCAAGCUAAACUCAGAGUUCAAAUACGUCGCAAAUAGCAUAGUUCGCGACACCCCUCGAUACGCAUACCCAGCAGUCAUUGACAUCCACGAAUGGCAAAACGGCAUGAUUCAGCAACUGGACGAUUGGUACGGUGGUAUUCCUCAACUUCCAGGGUUUGAGUACAUUCAUAUCGUUUGCCAAAUCAGAUAUCACGGCCUGCGAAUGCUGUUGCUGCGCCCAAGCCCUGCCAUUCCCAAUCCGUCAUCGGAAUCGUUGCGCAAAUGCUUCGAUGCUGCUUUUCAAAGCAUUCGCCUUCUGGAUCAACUUUACAAACAGAACCUACUUAUGCAUGCAUGGAACACACCCCACUCCAUUGUGUUGAGCGUCAUCACUAUGCUAUACUGCAUCAAGAUGGUGCCUGAGAUCGCUAGACAGACACCGCUGGACUCUUUGAUGUCUGACUUUAGUGCUGGAUUGGGAGUUCUGGCCGCUACAGGAGAGCAUUGGUCCGGAGCAAAGCGCUGCAGGGACAUACUCGAUGAUAUGAUUCGGGCAACCGUUCGCUGGAUCAAAGACCUUCCUAGCCAACCGGCUGCGUUGGAUGUUCAACACCAACGACGCUCUUCAAGGCUAGAUCCAUCACAGGCCCAACCUAUGAAUCCGUUUGAAAGCGGUCUGAACGGUACAGGAACGCCGAGGAUGAGCUAUGCUGAAGGCCUCUCGCAUCCAAUGACCAUGGCUGCUUUGACGGCCAGCGGCUCAGAAGCGUACCUUCCACAAGACCCAUUCGAAUCCUUCCUGGCCAGCACAACAUUUGGGGAUCAAUUGCAAAUGGGAGAAACUUCCAACCUGGAUAACAUCAUGCGCGGGCUAUUUGACGAUUUCAUACCAACAUACCCCAGUUUCACCUAG